AUGGUUAAGCUCAUCGCCCAGUUUAUCGCUCUCUCUCUCGCUGUUAUGGCGCCCAUCGCUUCGGCAGUUGACAUCCGUCUCUGCGAUGAUGCGUACUACGUUAACUGUGAUUGGAAGUACAUGGUCCCCACCGGCAAGUGUCUCAACACCACCGCCAGUAAUGGUUGGACUGGUUUCAGCGACAACGUCGUGAGCUCUUACAACCAGACGGAUACCGGCAGCUGUGGUGUAUGUUACUAUUACUCCGACGACAACUGCUUCGAGCCGUUGUUCAGUAGUGGCGACGCCAGCCUGGACUGGUUUGCGGAAUACAACGACCAACUCUCGUCGAUUUUCUGUUCUCAAGGCGCCUGAUUAUUUCGAGGACCCGGCGGAAUCUGUUAGCUAUCUUCCUAUGAAGAAAGCUUUUCUUAAUAGACAAUAAAUAUGCGAGAUCUAGUGCAUUUUUCAAUGAGUGGCCUAAAUUCAAC
This is a messenger RNA of Desarmillaria tabescens, 470 nucleotides long. RefSeq lists its product as uncharacterized. The transcript is spliced from 3 exons. Bases 1 to 354 code for a protein of 117 amino acids. The record is from RefSeq and is a predicted model, not a curated record. NCBI's taxonomy places the organism in Eukaryota, Fungi, Basidiomycota, Agaricomycetes, Agaricales, Physalacriaceae.